AUGAGCUCUACACAAGGUGAACGAGUCACUGUCGUCCAUAUAUCCAACCUUCACUGCAGCAGCUGUGUGCAGACGAUUGCGAGCAUUCUAGCGGAACUUUCUCCUCCGCCCUUCUUAGUGGAGACUUCCAUUGUCCUGCAGUCUGUUAAGGUGUAUCAUGACCCGAGAUUGUCGGCCGCUGUAAUACGAAAUACCUUGACUCACUGGGCCUUUGACGUCGUAUCUGACUCCAGCUCAGAUCUCUCUGUGACAUUCAAUAAACGACCGCCGAUACUUCCAGGGAAGAAUACGAAACAUAUUCAAAAUUGCAGGCUUUGUCAGGAAGAAGAGUCCGGACAAGAAAAAUCCUCUCAUCAUCUAUUGCCAGGUGCACCUCCUGCGGAGCUCUCUUCAACCCAGGACAUUGGAGGUCCCUUCAAGGUGACCUUGUCAAUAGCAGGCAUGACUUGCGCUUCUUGCAGCAACACCAUUACCAACACUGCCAAAGACCUUCCUGGGGUCAUUGAUUUAGUUGUGAGCUUGCUCGAUAAUUCAGCGUCUGCGGUCGUGGAAAGCGAAGAUGUUGCUCGCGAACUCACUUCAGUGAUUGACGAUUGCGGCUUUGAGGCUACUGUCAUGAACAUCCAAUCUAUAAAGAAGUCAGUGACAUCUAGUAUCGAAUCGAAUCGGACCGUUUCCCUCAAAGUGGACGGCAUGCACUGCCAGCAUUGUCCGCCCAAGAUAGCUGCCGCAAUAGAACGCAUGGGCUCCAUCACCAUCGUGAAACCAAAUCAAAGUUAUAAUGACCCAAUUUUGACAAUAUCAUACCGUCCAACCCCUCCGUCUUUCACUAUUCGCCAUAUUUUACAACACAUACGUUCUUCGUGCCCCGAAUUCCAGGUCAGCAUACACCAUCCACCCACUAUUGAAGAUGUUUCGCGUAAUAUACAGCGGCGUGAGCAACGAAACCUUCUCCUUCGGUUGUUAUUUACGGUCAUUGUCGCCAUUCCGACCUUUAUCAUCGGGAUCGUUUACAUGUCACUUGUCCCCGAUGGAGAUUCCAACAAGGCUUUCUUCAUGAAACCUAUGUGGACGGGGAACACAUCUCGCGCUCAGUGGGCACUAUUCUUUCUAGCUACCCCGGUCAUGUUCUAUAGUGCUGGGAUUUUUCAUCGAAGGAGUAUCAAAGAGAUUCAUGCGCUGUGGAAGCGGGGGAGCACAGUUCCUAUCCUCAAACGUUUAACGAGAUUCGGCAGUAUGAACCUCUUGGUUUCUUCUGGAGUUUCUGUUGCCUAUUUCUCUUCUAUCGCUCUUCUUGCCUUGGCUGCAGUUCAGCCAAGAUCCCCAGAUGGUCAAGGAGACCAGUCUACUUACUUUGAUUCAGUGGUUCUUUUGACUAUGUUCUUGCUGAUCGGUCGAUAUCUGGAAUCCUAUAGUAAGGCUCGCACUGCGGACGCUAUCAGUUCCCUUGCCUUGUUGAAACCGGCAGAAGCAUACUUACUUACUGCCUCUGACGAAUGGUCUGGCUCUUCUGUAUCGUCUUCCGAGGGACUGACAGCUGUUCCCACGACAGCGAAAGGAGCAGUAGCGUUCAAGAUUGAGAAUAUCCCUGCGGAUAUGCUGGAGCUUGGGGACAUAGUACGCGUUCCUCAUGGUUCUUCGCCGCCUGCGGAUGGUAUGAUGGUCUCUGGAACGUCUGGCGUUUUUGACGAAAGUUCAUUGACCGGAGAAUCCGAGCCUGUUAGGAAAGAAGCUGGCGAUAAAGUUUAUGUGGGCACUAUCAAUCGCGGCGACGUCGUUCAUGUUUCUGUAGUGGAUAUUAGUGGUACCACGAUGUUGGAUAAUAUAAUGGAGGUUGUGCGCGAAGGUCAAACCCGACGUGCACCCAUGGAACGCAUCGCCGACAUUGUCACGAGUUAUUUUGUCCCAGUGGUGACCCUAUUGGCUAUAAGCACCUGGAUCAUUUGGCUUGCCCUUGGAGAGUCAGGAAAACUCUCUGCAGAUGUUCUGAGUAAUCUGUCAGGAGGUUGGCCUGUUUGGUCACUCGAAUUCGCAAUUGCCGUCUUUGUUGUUGCAUGUCCCUGCGGUAUAGGUCUUGCUGCGCCCACUGCGCUCUUAGUGGGAUCCGGCCUUGCAGCAAAAUAUGGUCUUCUGGCCCGGGGCGGAGGCGAAGCGUUUCAAGAAGCUUCUAGAUUGGACAUUGUAGUCUUUGACAAAACGGGCACCAUCACCACUGGAAAGCUUCAGGUUUCAGACGUGAAAUAUGUUACGAACAGCUGGAACGAAGAAACGAUACUCGGAAUCAUAGACGAAAUGGAAAGUACGAGUUCCCAUCCGUUAGCUAUUGCCAUUCGAGAAUUUUGCGCAGCUAAAACAACUCAUCCGCAAAAUGGAGCUUCUUUUCGGGAAACUGCUGGGAGAGGGUUGUUUGCUUCCUUCCAAUCACUUUCUUGUUCAGUCGUCAUUGGAAAUGAAUACUGGAUGCAAGAGAAUAGUGUGCAAAUUAGCCUAGAGCUUCGGGACCUCGCUGACUCAUGGAAAAAUGAAGCAAAGAGUGUAGUUUUUGUCGCAGCGCAACGUGACGCUCAGUGGGAAGUAUUAGCCAUCUUUGGAGUGGCCGAUCUCAUUAGGCCUGAAGCAUCCAACGUUAUUUCAUUGCUUAUAAAAGCUGGAAUCGAAACAUGGAUGAUCUCGGGAGACAACGAGAAGACUGCCUUGGCUGUUGCGGCUGCUGUUGGAAUACCAUCCUCUAAUGUCAUCGCCGGAGUUCUUCCUCAGGAGAAGGCUCAAAGGAUACAAUGGUUACAAAGAGGACGUCCUGUCUUACCCUUCACAGGCACUGAAAUGCCUAGCAAUCACUUCGUAGUCGGGAUGGUUGGAGACGGGAUAAACGACGCGCCGGCCCUUACCUCUGCGGACGUAGGAAUUGCAAUAGGUUCUGGAAGCGAUGUUGCUAUCUCUAGCGCCAGUUUCAUCUUGCUCUCCGCAGACUUGAAUGGUUUGCUCAACCUUAUCGAUCUUUCUAAGGCUGUGAUAAGAAGGAUAAAGUUCAAUUUCUUAUGGGCGGCGAUAUAUAAUAUAGCUGCGAUACCCAUUGCAGCGGGCGUCAUUUAUCCUGCUGGCCGUGUGCGCCUUGAUCCAGUAUGGGCCUCUCUUGCAAUGGCGUUAUCUUCGGUUUCUGUCAUUUCCAGUUCUUUGUUAUUGAAGUUGUAUAAACCUCCGAAGAAGACCUAA
Lentinula edodes (shiitake mushroom) is the source of this 3213-nucleotide messenger RNA. RefSeq names its product heavy metal translocatin. Gene Ontology annotation, cellular component: membrane. Gene Ontology annotation, biological process: monoatomic cation transport; copper ion homeostasis. Lineage: Eukaryota; Fungi; Basidiomycota; Agaricomycetes; Agaricales; Omphalotaceae. The coding region runs from base 1 to 3213 and encodes 1070 amino acids. Gene Ontology annotation, molecular function: P-type divalent copper transporter activity; ATP binding; copper ion binding. The record is from RefSeq and is a predicted model, not a curated record. The transcript has 11 exons.